Anopheles marshallii is the source of this 834-nucleotide messenger RNA. Its product is annotated as collagenase-like. The transcript has a single exon. Gene Ontology annotation, molecular function: serine-type endopeptidase activity. Bases 1 to 834 code for a protein of 277 amino acids. Lineage: Eukaryota; Metazoa; Arthropoda; Insecta; Diptera; Culicidae. The record is from RefSeq and is a predicted model, not a curated record. Gene Ontology annotation, biological process: proteolysis.
AUGCAGUUCUACACGCCAGUGCUUGUUGUGAUCGGUAUUGUUGGGGUAUCUGCAUUAGCAAGUGAUGUACUCCCAGUAAGGACGAUUGAGAACCUUGAAAAGGAUCUACGAUCCUUAGUGGACGAUUCAAACAACCUUGCUACGGAUGGAUAUGAAGUCCACACUGGACAAUUCCCGUACCAUGCUCAGCUGUAUAUUAAAAAUGAUGUAGAAUCUGCUACUACCCUGGCUGCCGGGUCCCUCAUCACACCGAAUUACAUCCUAACGCAUAGAAAUGCAUUGUACAGAAGUAUAAGCAACUACAAUAGCACACAUGGUUAUGCGGUUCUGGGUAUCGGCGAUGGAAGGAGCCCACAAUCGAAGCAGCAAAUCAAUUUCACCCAAGGAGGUGUGCAGCUACAUUCCAUCCACGACAUCGCUACAGUUCGUCUAGAUCAUCCUGUUACCUUCACCAAGUUUGUGCAGCCGAUUCGUUUGCCCCCACUAUCCGACUCCCGCACGUAUGAGAUGAUGGAAGGCACCAACGUCGGAAGCUAUUGGAGCCCGUCGAGAUUUUUACGUAAUCAGAUAAUGUCGAACGAUGGUUGUGAUGCGCAACAUCCUCAUGCGUCCAUUUAUUCGUAUAACAUCUGCACGAAUACAUACGUAGGAGGAGCUUUCUGUACUAGAAUGUACGGUUCUGGGUUGAUCGUUAAGGAUGAGAAUGGGCCAAUACUGGUUGGAGUUACGACUUUGGUUUUUGCGUGCGCUGUGAACUAUCCAAACGUUUAUUUACGCGUUUCGGACUUUCGAGACUGGAUUAGCAUGAACUCGGAUUAUGUGUUUGAUUUUUAA